AUGGAUGAAGAAUUGCAAGCGAUCCGUCAAGCUCGACUUGCUCAAUUAAAGGGUCAGCAGCAACCAUCUGAACCUCAAAAUGCUCCCGCAAAUCAAGGUCAACAAAAAGAAGCCACAGACGAACUUCGUCAGAACAUGCUCACCCAAAUACUAGAGCACUCUGCCCGAGAUAGACUUCGUCGUAUCGCUCUAGUAAAGCCUGAUCGCGCUCAAGCCGUUGAGGAACUAUUGCUUCGAAUGGCUAGAAGUGGCCAAGUCCUACAAAAGAUUUCCGAAUCUGAAUUAAUUGAGCUUCUAGAACAGAUCUCUGGUCAAUUAUCAAAACAAAGAGAAACUAAGAUUGUUUAUAGUCGCCGUGCCGUUGAUGAUGAAGAUGACUGGGAUCUAUAA
Schizosaccharomyces osmophilus is the source of this 390-nucleotide messenger RNA. Its product is annotated as DNA-binding TFAR19-related protein, Programmed cell death protein 5-like protein. The coding region runs from base 1 to 390 and encodes 129 amino acids. Gene Ontology annotation, molecular function: DNA binding. Gene Ontology annotation, cellular component: nucleus; cytosol. The record is from RefSeq and is a predicted model, not a curated record. NCBI's taxonomy places the organism in Eukaryota, Fungi, Ascomycota, Schizosaccharomycetes, Schizosaccharomycetales, Schizosaccharomycetaceae. The transcript has 5 exons.